Messenger RNA from Diceros bicornis minor, 3033 nucleotides. It is a transcript of the gene CATSPER2, whose product is annotated as cation channel sperm associated 2. The coding region runs from base 571 to 2268 and encodes 565 amino acids. Gene Ontology annotation, cellular component: membrane; CatSper complex. NCBI's taxonomy places the organism in Eukaryota, Metazoa, Chordata, Mammalia, Perissodactyla, Rhinocerotidae. Gene Ontology annotation, biological process: transmembrane transport; monoatomic ion transport; flagellated sperm motility. The record is from RefSeq and is a predicted model, not a curated record. The transcript has 11 exons. Gene Ontology annotation, molecular function: calcium-activated cation channel activity.
GUUGGGAGCACACCCUGAGCUCGUCGUGCGUGGGGAGAGCCGAACACAGGGGGCGCCAGAGCCGGAGGCGGAGGAGUGAAGUCAGGGCUGAGUGGGCGGAAGAGAGCCUGGGCUGAGGGGAGGGCCGGAAGUGGGAAUUGAGAGGAGGAGCUGAAACCCGAGGGAGCGUUUAGGUGGACACUUGGGACUGGACACGUUUUCAAAAUGUCCGGCUGUUGCAUUUUGUCCAAUUCCUCUUAACUUGGUUUUUCUUUCGGCAGCCGCCCUAAGCCCUCCCACGACCGCCUCACUGCGUUGCCUGAUUCGCUCAGGUCCGGGGGGGUGCCCGAGUUCCUCUUUGUCCAGCCCCAGGUCUCCUCCUCUUGUGGCUGCUGCUUUUAAUUGGAAAUACUGCCACAUAAGUGAAGGUGCCUGGCCACUUAAUCAACUGUGCAGUAUCUCUCUUACGACUCUUAUCUCCUUUUGUUUAAAAAAACCUUGAGUCUUGGUAUAAUGUGUUUGUCUUAAGGGCAAAGAGAGUAGGAGGAGGGGAAGAAAACCUCUGAUCCUUGGUGCAGCUCCAAGAAGGAAAUGACACUUGAUUCUUCCAUUUUCUUAACAGACAUGGCCACUUAUCACCAAGCAGGACACAUGCAACUGCCCCGAGCUGAUGCCAUUCGUUCACGUCUCAUUGAUACUUUUUCUCUCAUCGAGCAUCUGCAAGGCUUGAGCCAAGCUGUGCCACGGCACACUAUCCGGGAGAUACUUGAUCCUUCCCGUCAGAAGAAACUUAUGUUGGGAGAUCAACACCAGCUUGUGCGCUUCUCCAUAAAGCCUCGUCGUGUAGAACGGAUUACACAUGGCCAGAGGAUGAUGAGCAGCCUUCGAGUGCGCUGCAGUCAGAGGCCACCUCUUUCUUUGUGGGCUGGAUGGGUCCUUGAGUGUCCUCUCUUCACAAACUUCAUCAUCUUCCUCAUCUUCUUGAAUACGAUUGUACUGAUGGUUGAAAUAGAAUUGCUUGAAUCCUCAAAUACCAAACUGUGGCCACUGAAGCUGACUCUGGAGGUGGCAGCUUGGUUCAUCUUGCUUAUUUUCAUCUUGGAGAUCCUUCUUAUGUGGCUAUCCAGCUUUUUCCUCUUCUGGAAGAAUGCCUGGAAUGUCUUUGACUUUUUUGUCACCAUAUUGUCCCUGCUUCCUGAGGUUGUGGUGCUGGUAGGGGUAACAGGCCAGUCUGUAUGGCUCCAGUUGCUGAGGAUCUGCCGGGUGCUAAGGUCUCUCAAACUCUUUGCGCGAUUCCGUCAAAUUCGAGUCAUUAUUUUGGCCCUGGUCAGGGCCCUCAAGAGCAUGACCUUCCUCUUGAUGUUGCUGCUCAUCUUCUUCUACAUUUUUGCUGUGGCUGGUGUCUACUUCUUUGAGGAUUACACCCGUUCAACUCGCCAGGACCUGGAGUACCACAUGUUCUUCUCGGACCUGCUGAAUUCCCUAGUGACAGUGUUCAUUCUCUUCACCAUGGAUCAUUGGUAUGCACUGCUUCAGGAUACCUGGAAAGUGCCUGAAGUCAGCCGUGCCUUCAGCAGCAUCUACGUCAUCCUUUGGUUGCUACUGGGUUCCAUUAUCUUUCGAAAUAUCAUAGUAGCCAUGAUGGUUACUAACUUCCAGAAUAUCAGGAAUGAGCUGAAUGAGGAGAUGACACAUCUGGAGGUUCAGCACAAAGCCGACAUAUUCAAGCGGCAGAUUAUCCAGAGGAGACAAAACCUUUCUCCUGAGGCACUGAGGUCAAGCCUUAGCAAAACCGAUGCCAGAGAUGCCAGUCAACCAGAGGAAUCUUUGGUCUUAGAAGCUUCUCAAGAAAAGUCUCAACACAGUGCAGCUGAAGAGGGUUCAAGAGCAUCUGCAUCAAAAACAAAAGAGUCCUUGUCAAAAAUGAAAAAGUCCUCAUCUUCAUCUUCCUACUCUUCCUCUUCUUAUGACUCCAGAUAUUUUGACUCUCUUGGUCAGUUGGACUGGGAGACUCAUGUGCACCAGAAUCUGCCUGGGCUAAUGGAAAUGGAUCAGGAUGAACGUGUUGUUUGGCCUAGAGAUUCACUCUUCCGAUAUUUUGAGUUGCUAGAAAAGCUUCAGUAUAACCUGGAGGAGCGUAAGCGGUUACAAGAGUUUGCAGGUAUGGAUUUAGGGCAAUCAUGGGGACCAGGAGUUAAGUACAUUGGAAUAGCAUAUAUAACUGGAGAGAAGGAGGAGGGUGUCACCUAUUUUGGCAUCUCAGCCUCUGAACUUCCACCUCACAGCUAAAAAAGGCAAAUCCUUGGUUUGGCAUGUCACAUUCUGGGCAUAUGUCCUGAUUUCUUCUAACCUAGAGAGAACCUGUCAAUUCUGCUUCUCCAGUAGGAGACACCUAAAUCCUCUGAGGUCUGAGAGCUUAUUUCCUAAGAGGAGAGUGUUCAAUUCCAGUUGUUGGGAAUUAUGACAAGGUGGACUCUUGCUCGAUUUGGGCAGCCCACCCCAUUUUGUACAUGUUUCUUCUCUUUGAAGGUGACAUUUCAGACCUAAGCAGUAGGGCCUCAGGCUCAAGUUGGAUAGCUGUGGGGAUUAAACAGUGAGCAGAAAGCCCAUAAGUGCCCACUGUCUCCAACUCCCAAAAAAGGUUUAUGAGUUAUAGACCUCUCUUCCUUUUAGCCCCUUCUAGUGUCAGCCUAGGCAGAGAGAAGUAUGUGAUUUAAAUAAGAAAGUUUGAUUUAAGUGGAGAACUACCUGCUCAAAAUUAUUUUCCCUAAAUUUCUCACUUGCAAUUUCACCACUUGGAGAUUAAUUUGGAUUCAUAAAUUUUCCUCUAAAAAUACAAAAACUGGAAGAGUUAGAUGCCAUUUUUUACAAUUUAAUAUGGAUUAGUAUAUCUUCCUCAUACCUAGUUGAAAUCAACUCCAUGUGAAAAUAACAAUUAGGGAAGAGGAAUGUGUGUGUUUUGGGCAAAGGAGGGCAAUAAGAGGAAUUUAUAACGUUGGAACAUGGAAUUUAGCGCAGGAUGUCAAAAACAGACUUCUUACUUCAAAAUGUUGC